This is a messenger RNA of Cucurbita pepo subsp. pepo (vegetable marrow), 3211 nucleotides long. Its product is annotated as nodulation receptor kinase. Gene Ontology annotation, biological process: protein phosphorylation. The record is from RefSeq and is a predicted model, not a curated record. Gene Ontology annotation, molecular function: protein kinase activity; ATP binding; protein binding. NCBI's taxonomy places the organism in Eukaryota, Viridiplantae, Streptophyta, Magnoliopsida, Cucurbitales, Cucurbitaceae.
UUCCAAUCAAAGCUGUAGGAUCGAUGCAGCUCCCUUAUUCUCCUUGUAUUUAUACAAUUUGACCUCAAACCCAUAUUUUCAAUUCUCUCUCAACAUGUUUUCCAACUUCUGAUCCUCUUUUCACUGUAAUUCUGUCUCAAAACCCUUGAAGAUCAGGCUCCCAGCUGGUUCGGAGAGAUUUUCGAGUCGCUCGAGUCGAUCAAACACGGUCGAUAAGUAUUCGAGGCAGUUACAAAUUUUGUUAAUCAAAUGGAGAGAGGUUGGUUGAGGAAGAGACGAUGAAGGGAGGACUUUAUAAUUGGCUGAUUAUCCUCAUAUUCGUGCACCCAACUACGGCACAAGAGGGUUUUGUGAGCCUAGCAUGCUGUGCAGAUUCAAACUUCAAGGACACAAACACAAGCAUUGAUUGGGCACAAGAUUCCCAGUGGUUGGGAAGUUCAUCAAGCUGCAAAAACAUAAGCAGCAAUGGGAAAGCUCGAAUCUUUGGCAUGGACAUGGGGAAGAGAGCUUGCUACCAUUUAAGCACUGUGGAAGGGCAGGAAUAUGUGAUAAGGGGCACGUUUCUUGCGGCUGCCGGGGGCUCAUCCUUUCGUGUUUAUAUUGGGAGUACCCUUCUGGGUUUGGUGGGGUCGUUCCAGGACUCGGUGGUUGAAGGAAGCUUCAGAGCUAAAAGGAGCUAUGAAGAGUUUUGCUUGGACAAGGAUAAGGGACAGCCUUUUAUAUCCUUUCUUGAGCUUCGAAGGCUUCAUGAUUUUAGAUAUCUCAACCCCUUUCCUUCUCACAUUCUCAAAUUGAUUGCCAGAGUUAAUGUUGGGGUAUCCACACCAUUGGAUAUCAGGUACAGAGAUGACUCGAGCGAUAGGAUUUGGAAAGCAUCGCCAUAUUUCCAGAACGAAGCUCGGGUCUUGACAGAGCCCAAUAUCAAUAUUUCAUCCAAGUCCGACCACAAUGCCACGCAUGGUGUUCCUUUGAAAGUCCUCCGAACUGGUCUUACACAUUCCGACCAGCUGGUUUUCCUCCACGAUGGCCUCGAUUCAGCUACUUACCAGUAUCGUAUCUUCUUUCACUUUGUUGAGCUCAACCAGAGUGUUAAACCUGGGCAGAGAUUGUUCGACAUUUACAUAAACAAUGAAAAGAAAGCAACCGAUUACGAUAUUCUAGCUCAUGGGUUCAACUACGAGUGGGAAGUUUAUGAUGUUUUGGGUAAUGGGUCACUUAAUUUGACGUUGGUUAAGGCCUCCGUCGGGUCUGAGUUAGGACCCAUUUGCAGUGCUUAUGAGAUCUUGCAAGUGCGUUCAUGGAGUCUGGAGUCCGACGAGAAGGAUGUGGAAGUAAUUUUGAAGGUGAGGGAUGAACUGUUAGUUGCUAACCAAGAAAAUGGAGUGUUGGGCAGCUGGUCAGGGGAUCCUUGCCUUUCGAUUCCCUGGGACGGUCUGGCUUGUGAUACCAUCAAUGGAUCCUCUGUUAUCACCAAACUGGACCUCUCUUCACGUAAAUUCAAAGGAUUGUUUCCUGGCAGUUUACCUAAGUUGGUCCAUUUACAAACCCUGAACCUCAGCAACAAUGGCUUCACUGGAAGCAUCCCAUCUUUUCCCGCUUCUUCAGUGCUGAUAUCAGUGGAUCUGAGGCACAAUGAUUUUAGUGGAGGGCUCCCUGAAUCUCUUGCUUUCUUGCCACAAUUAAAAUCAUUAAACUUUGGGUGCAAUCCUUCCUUUGGCAAGGAGCUUCCACCCAACUUCAACAUGUCAAGACUUACUACAGACUAUGGAACGUGUGAUAAUACAGCACCAACAUUUCUGAGACGAGGAAUUGUCGUAGGGACGGUUGUGAGUGGAUCAGUUCUAUUUACCAUUAUUAUUGGUGUCAUUUAUGUGUGCUGUUGCAGACAGAAAUCUGUAUUUAGGGGAAGAUAUGAUAUGAAAAGAGAACUUAUGUUGAAUGAUAUAAUCAUUUCUCUACCCAGCAUAGACGACACCUCUAUAAAAUCAAUAUGCAUUCAAUCAUUUACUCUCGAGUAUAUUGAAGCUGCUACCCAACAAUACAAAACUUUAAUUGGUGAAGGAGGGUUUGGUUCUGUUUAUCGUGGCACUUUGUCUGAUGGUGAGGAAGUGGCUGUCAAGGUCCGUUCUUCCACAUCGACCCAGGGAACGCGGGAAUUUGAAAAUGAGCUAAACCUGCUUUCAACUAUUAGGCAUGAAAACCUGGUACCUCUUCUUGGCUAUUGUUGUGAAAACGACCAACAAAUUCUUGUUUACCCUUUUAUGUCGAAUGGAUCACUACAAGAUCGUCUUUAUGGCGAACUAGCAAAGAGGAAGACACUGGACUGGUCCACAAGACUUUCAAUUGCACUUGGUGCUGCCAGAGGUUUGACAUAUCUUCACACGUUUGCCGAGCGAUGUGUUAUACAUAGAGAUGUAAAAUCAAGCAAUAUACUCUUAGAUCAUAGUAUGUCUGCCAAGGUUGCAGAUUUUGGGUUCUCGAAAUAUGCACCUCAAGAGGGUGACAGUGGUGCCUCUCUGGAGGUCAGAGGAACUGCUGGAUAUUUAGAUCCUGAGUACUAUACGACACAUCAUUUGUCUGCUAAAAGCGAUGUGUUCAGCUUUGGUGUGGUUCUCCUUGAAAUCAUAUGCGGUCGGGAGCCACUGAACAUUCAUAAACCACGCAAUGAAUGGAGCUUGGUUGAAUGGGCCAAAACUAAUCUGAGAGAGUCGAAGGUCGACGAGAUUGUGGAUCCUUCCAUCAAAGGAGGGUACCAUACAGAGGCAAUGUGGAGAGUUGUGGAGGUGGCAUUGGCAUGUAUUGAGCCAUCCUCGGCCUAUCGACCGUGCAUGGCUGACAUCGUGCGUGAGCUAGAGGACGCUUUAAUCAUAGAGAACAACGCUUCAGAAUACAUGAGGUCUAUAGACAGUUUGGGAGGGUCCAAUCGUUUCUCAAUGGUCACGGACAGGAAGUUGGUUCAACCACCCACUCCCACUCCAACAGAGCCAUCGCCAAUCUCUCAUGAGUUAGCCCCGCCAGAGCCAAGGUAGCCUCUGAUGAAACUAUAUAACUAGGUACCGCUAGUUCACUGAUAAUGAGGAAUGCUGAAAGAGUAUGAAUGUUUGCAGUUUCAUUAGAGGGUACUUGUUAGAAUAUAAGAUAGAAUGCAUUCCGUGGUACGUUUCUAGAUGACAUGAAAGCUGUUGGGUUAUGAUAAAUUUAAUUACGUCAA